Messenger RNA from Camelus dromedarius (Arabian camel), 9747 nucleotides. It is a transcript of the gene ARHGAP35, whose product is annotated as Rho GTPase activating protein 35. Gene Ontology annotation, molecular function: GTP binding; GTPase activity; GTPase activator activity. NCBI's taxonomy places the organism in Eukaryota, Metazoa, Chordata, Mammalia, Artiodactyla, Camelidae. The transcript has 7 exons. The record is from RefSeq and is a predicted model, not a curated record. Bases 412 to 4914 code for a protein of 1500 amino acids. Gene Ontology annotation, biological process: Rho protein signal transduction; regulation of axonogenesis; regulation of cell size. Gene Ontology annotation, cellular component: cytosol.
CCCCCCGCCCCGAGGGAGAGCAGCGGAGCGGCGGGAGGAGGAGGUGGAGGAGGCGGAGGAGGGAGCCCGCGAGGGAGGGUCCGCCCGGCCCCCCGCCGCCGGAGCUGCCGCCGCCGCCUCAGCCGCCGCUGGACGAAGAGCAGCAGAACAUGGCGCCGGGGCCGCCGUCGUCGCUGCUGGGAUCCCGGAGGCCGGGGCCGCGCUGAGGGCGCCCAGCUGGAAGAAAUGUUGGCUAUUUGGCGAUGAGAAGUGGCAAAAACUGACCUCGCACUGGUAUAUAAGCACUAUGAGACCUGACACUUGCGCUUCGUGGGCAGCUGGCCCCCACUGAUAAUGUUGGGAAGCCAUUGGUUCCACUGGAGAACACUAAUCUGAUUUGGAAGUGGCUGAUUGUGGCAGGAUGUGUCGACGAUGAUGAUGGCAAGAAAGCAAGAUGUCCGCAUUCCCACCUACAACAUCAGUGUGGUGGGAUUGUCUGGGACAGAGAAGGAGAAGGGCCAGUGCGGCAUUGGGAAGUCUUGUUUGUGCAACCGCUUUGUGCGCCCGAGUGCUGACGAAUUUCACUUGGACCAUACCUCUGUCCUCAGCACCAGUGACUUUGGUGGGCGGGUGGUCAAUAAUGACCACUUUCUCUACUGGGGAGAAGUUAGCCGUUCCCUGGAGGAUUGUGUGGAAUGUAAGAUGCACGUUGUGGAGCAGACUGAAUUCAUUGAUGAUCAGACUUUUCAGCCUCAUCGAAGCACGGCCCUGCAGCCCUAUAUCAAGAGAGCUGCUGCAACCAAGCUCGCAUCAGCUGAAAAACUCAUGUACUUUUGCACUGACCAGCUGGGGCUGGAGCAGGACUUUGAGCAGAAACAAAUGCCAGAUGGAAAGCUGCUAAUUGAUGGUUUUCUUCUUGGUAUUGAUGUUAGCAGGGGCAUGAAUAGGAGCUUUGAUGAUCAGCUCAAGUUUGUCUCUAAUCUCUACAAUCAGCUUGCAAAAACAAAAAAGCCUAUAGUGGUGGUCCUGACUAAGUGUGAUGAGGGUGUUGAGCGGUACAUUAGAGAUGCACAUACUUUUGCCUUAAGCAAAAAGAACCUCCAGGUUGUGGAGACCUCAGCAAGAUCCAAUGUAAAUGUGGACUUAGCUUUCAGCACCUUAGUGCAACUCAUUGAUAAAAGUCGGGGAAAGACGAAAAUCAUUCCUUAUUUUGAAGCUCUCAAGCAGCAGAGUCAGCAGAUAGCUACAGCAAAAGACAAGUAUGAGUGGCUGGUGAGUCGCAUUGUGAAAAACCACAACGAGAAUUGGCUGAUUGUCAGCCGAAAGAUGCAGGCCUCUCCUGAGUACCAGGACUAUGUCUACCUGGAAGGGACUCAGAAAGCCAAGAAGCUGUUUCUCCAGCACAUCCACCGCCUGAAGCAUGAGCAUAUUGAGCGCAGGAGGAAGCUGUACCUGGCAGCCCUGCCAUUAGCUUUUGAAGCUCUUAUACCCAAUCUAGAUGAAAUAGACCACCUGAGCUGCAUAAAAGCCAAAAAGCUCUUGGAGACCAAGCCAGAAUUCUUAAAGUGGUUUGUUGUGCUUGAAGAGACACCAUGGGAUGCCACCAGCCACAUUGACAACAUGGAGAAUGAGCGGAUUCCCUUUGACCUAAUGGAUACCGUUCCUGCAGAGCAGCUGUACGAGGCCCACUUAGAGAAGCUGCGAAACGAGAGGAAAAGAGCUGAGAUGAGAAGGUCUUUUAAAGAAAACCUGGAGACCUCUCCUUUCAUAACUCCUGGAAAGCCUUGGGAAGAGGCCCGCAGUUUUAUUAUGAAUGAAGAUUUCUACCAGUGGCUGGAAGAAUCUGUAUACAUGGAUAUUUAUGGCAAACACCAAAAGCAAAUUAUAGACAAAGCAAAGGAAGAGUUUCAGGAGCUGCUUUUGGAAUAUUCAGAAUUGUUUUAUGAGCUAGAGCUGGAUGCUAAGCCCAGCAAGGAGAAGAUGGGUGUCAUUCAGGAUGUUCUGGGGGAGGAACAGCGAUUUAAAGCAUUGCAGAAGCUCCAAGCGGAGCGUGAUGCCCUUAUUCUGAAGCACAUUCAUUUCGUGUACCACCCAACAAAGGAGACGUGCCCUAGCUGCCCCUCUUGUGUGGAUGCUAAGAUUGAGCACUUGAUUAGUUCUCGGUUCAUCCGACCCUCUGACCGGAAUCAGAAAAAUUCACUCUCUGAUCACAACAUCGAUAGAAUCAACUUGGUGAUCUUGGGCAAGGAUGGCCUUGCACGAGAGUUGGCCAAUGAGAUACGAGCUCUUUGUACAAAUGAUGACAAGUAUGUAAUAGAUGGUAAAAUGUAUGAGCUCUCUCUGAGGCCGAUCGAAGGGAAUGUUAGGCUUCCUGUGAACUCUUUCCAGACACCAACAUUUCAGCCCCACGGUUGUCUCUGCCUUUACAAUUCAAAGGAAUCUCUGUCCUAUGUGGUGGAGAGUAUAGAGAAGAGCAGAGAGUCCACACUCGGCAGGCGAGAUAAUCACUUAGUCCAUCUUCCCCUGACCUUAAUUUUGGUUAACAAGAGAGGAGACACCAGUGGAGAGACCCUGCAUAGCUUAAUACAGCAGGGUCAGCAGAUUGCUAGCAAACUUCAGUGUGUCUUUCUCGACCCUGCUUCUGCUGGCAUCGGUUAUGGACGCAACAUUAACGAAAAGCAAAUCAGUCAAGUUUUGAAAGGACUCCUGGACUCCAAGCGUAACUUAAACCUGGUCAGUUCUACUGCUAGCAUCAAAGAUCUGGCUGAUGUUGACCUGCGAAUUGUCAUGUGUCUCAUGUGUGGAGAUCCUUUUAGUGCAGAUGACAUACUCUUUCCUGUCCUGCAGUCUCAAACCUGUAAGUCUUCCCAUUGUGGAAGCAACAACUCUGUUUUACUUGAACUGCCAAUCGGACUACACAAGAAGCGCAUUGAACUGUCAAUUCUUUCCUACCAUUCCUCAUUUAGCAUCCGAAAAAGCCGAUUGGUCCAUGGGUACAUUGUUUUCUAUUCAGCCAAACGUAAAGCCUCCUUGGCUAUGUUACGUGCCUUUCUUUGUGAAGUGCAGGAUAUUAUCCCCAUUCAGUUGGUUGCACUCACUGACGGCGCUGUAGAUGUCCUGGAUAAUGACUUAAGUCGGGAACAGCUGACUGAGGGGGAGGAGAUCGCUCAAGAAAUUGAUGGAAGAUUCACGAGUAUCCCCUGUAGUCAACCCCAGCAUAAACUUGAGCUCUUCCACCCAUUUUUUAAAGAUGUGGUGGACAAAAAGAAUAUAAUCGAGGCUACUCAUAUGUACGACAAUGCUGCUGAGGCCUGUAGCACCACAGAAGAGGUAUUUAACUCCCCCCGGGCAGGCUCACCACUCUGCAACUCAAACCUGCAGGAUUCAGAAGAAGAUAUCGAGCCCCCUUCUUACAGCCUGUUUCGAGAAGACACAUCACUGCCCUCUCUGUCCAAAGACCAUUCAAAGCUCUCUAUGGAACUGGAGGGAAAUGACGGGCUGUCUUUCAUCAUGAGCAAUUUUGAGAGUAAACUGAACAACAAAGUACCUCCGCCAGUCAAACCAAAGCCUCCCGUCCAUUUUGAAAUUACUAAGGGGGAUCUGUCUUAUUUAGACCAAGGCCAUAGAGAUGGACAGAGGAAGUCUGUGUCUUCUAGCACCUGGCUACCUCCUGAUGGGUUCGAUCCUUCUGAUUAUGCCGAACCUAUGGAUGCCGUGGUCAAGCCAAGGAAUGAAGAGGAAAACAUUUACUCAGUGCCCCAUGACAGCACCCAAGGCAAAAUCAUCACGAUUCGGAAUAUCAACAAAGCCCAAUCCAAUGGCAGUGGGAAUGGUUCCGACAGCGAAAUGGACACCAGCUCUCUAGAGCGAGGCCGCAAGGUAUCCAUUGUGAGCAAGCCAGUGCUGUACAGGACGAGAUGCAGCCGGCUAGGGAGGUUUGCUAGUUACCGAACCAGCUUCAGCGUGGGGAGUGAUGAUGAGCUUGGGCCCAUCCGGAAGAAGGAGGAGGAUCAGGCCUCCCAGGGCUAUAAAGGGGACAAUGCAGUCAUUCCAUACGAAACAGAUGAAGACCCACGGAGGAGGAAUAUUCUUCGCAGUCUAAGAAGGAACACUAAGAAACCAAAGCCCAAACCCCGGCCAUCCAUCACAAAGGCAACCUGGGAGAGUAACUACUUUGGGGUGCCCUUAACAACCGUCGUAACUCCAGAGAAGCCGAUUCCUGUUUUCAUUGAGAGAUGUAUCGAGUACAUUGAAGCCAUAGGACUAAGCACUGAAGGCAUCUACCGGGUCAGUGGGAACAAGUCAGAGAUGGAGAGUCUGCAGAGACAAUUUGAUCAAGACCACAACUUGGAUUUGGCAGAGAAGGACUUUACAGUGAAUACCGUGGCCGGAGCCAUGAAGAGCUUUUUCUCAGAACUGCCAGACCCUCUGGUCCCCUACAACAUGCAGAUUGAUCUGGUGGAGGCACACAAAAUCAAUGACCGGGAGCAGAAGUUACAUGCCCUUAAGGAGGUACUCAAGAAAUUUCCAAAGGAAAACCAUGAAGUCUUCAAAUAUGUCAUCUCUCACCUGAACAAAGUCAGCCACAACAACAAAGUGAAUCUCAUGACCAGUGAGAACCUGUCCAUCUGCUUCUGGCCCACCUUGAUGAGACCCGACUUCAGCACCAUGGAUGCCCUCACGGCCACGCGGACCUACCAGACAAUCAUUGAGCUCUUCAUCCAGCAGUGCCCCUUCUUCUUCCACAACCGGCCCAUCAGCGAGCCUCCCGGGGCCACGCCCAGCUCCCCCUCUGCCCUGGCUUCCACCGUCCCCUUCCUCACCUCCACACCUGUCACAAGUCAACCGUCUCCACCCCAGUCGCCUCCGCCAACCCCCCAGUCCCCGAUGCAGCCACUGCUCCCCUCCCAGCUUCAAGCCGAACAUACGCUGUGAGCCCCCGAGGCCCGGGACAAAAGGAGACAAGGUCUUCUCUCUUUGAUGGUGGCAUUUGGCCUUGAACAGAACCAAGUCUACUGGACAGGGGUGAGGAGGGUGUCCCCGUCUCCUGUCACCUCAAGACCUGAGCAGUAGAACCAGCCAGUAGUCCACCAGAGGCUGGGCCAUCCAGUGCCCUGAGCCCAGCACUGCAGACCCGGGGCUGGCUGCAGGCCACAGCUGGGGCCCUGCCCUUUGACUUGGACCCUUUUGAGGACUGAACUAGCCCAGCAGCAGCCCCCAUGGCCCUCCACAUGCUCACUUCUCCCUGGACCCCUCCCCCAUCAAUCGUGCACACCAGCCUCAGGGCAUCCGCCCACAGGACAGAGCUCUGGCCUUGGCUGGGGUGGGGAGGAGGAGGUUCCAAGAUUCAGGCUGCCCCAGAGCAGGGCCGGCAACCCCUAAAGAGGACACUUCCCGUCCAUUGCGCCUGUCUCUUCCCACCUUCCCUGUCUGCACCCCAACCCCAGUCAGGGGGUGCAGCCUGAUUAUCAGCCUCCUGGGAACCCGUAGGCCAUGGCUCUGCCGCCCCAAGGUACAGUGCUGAGGUCAUUUGCCCGGCAGAGCAGAACGGAGGGAGGGUAGCUUUGUGCCUGGACUGAGAGAGUGCAGCUUCCCUCCACCCACCACGCACCCCCCUCCCCACAUCACAGGCUUCAGGGAUAUAUUCCCUUUAAAACAAAGGAACACUGGAAGAAAAAUGGAAAUUUAUCCCUCCAAUAAUUUUUAAGAAGAAAAGGAAGAAACUACAGACCUCAAGAUUCAGCUCUCUCCCCACCUCUGCUGAGGGCAGACAGGUGGAGGGUGGCCCUUGUCUUUGUGGCAGCAAAACAAGGAUGCCCGGGGGUGGUUGCCUGAGAGCCUGUUGGGUUCCCACUUAGUCCUGACACUAGAUUCCCCCUCAACCCAAGAAUACAGUUUGAGCCUUUUGUGGGAAAAGCUGGGGAGACCAGCUGCCUUGGAACACACUACAGUGCUGUGGGAACACUACUGUGUGCGUGUAUGUGCACGUGGGGGGUGGGGGCCGCUAGGGGUUUUGUUUCAUGUAUUUGGUGUUGAAGUUGAAUCAUUUUCAUCCUGGGCUGUAGGUGGUGCCAGCCUGGGUAUUUCCGGGAAUGGGGCGAUGUGGGGGGAACUCUGUAGUGUGGUGGUCAGCUGGUGCCACACGGGGCCAUCCUUCAUGCUCCCAGGCCUUCAGGGCCCAGAGGAAUGAAAGGCACAAGGGCCACUAGUUGUGAGGAGGGUCUUGUGCCUGCCUGUCACCAUCCUCACCCCAUGGCCAUCCCCUGCCCUUCUGACCUUUCCACUGGCCCCUGGGAGAACCCUUCUCAUGCCUCACAUCUGUCCCCAAACACAGCAGCCCUGCUGAGGCCGCUCCAGAUACUAUCUGUCCCCACUCCCCACACGGCUGGGCCGUGGCCUCUGCAGUGGAGAAGCCUGACACUAAGGUACCCCGGGCGUAGGGGAGUGGGGUGGAGGGCCCGCACACCACACAGUCCUCCGGGUCUCUUUGCACUUUAAGAAGCAGCACCUACGGUAUGUUCGAGGAUGCCUGGGUCGCCUCAGCCGGGUGGCCUGACAAAGUAGGAGACGCCUCGGAAUGAUCUCGGCCACUCCCAGCCCCAGAUGCUUCCUGUUGGCUGUUGGAGGGUGGGAGUAGGCCCUUUUCUCACUAAUUUCUUCCUCUGGAUAAGCUGGAUAUCUUACCAUUUGUAGUUCUUGUACGGCAAAAUAAGGUGCUUGGGAAAACUAAAUUACACCUGCAAGUUUUACUGCCCCCUUAAGGAUACAAGUCAAAAAACAAAUCCAAGGUACAUAGAUGCUUUAUGUAAAUGAUGGAUGAUGGAUUGCUUUUCUGGUGCAUCUGUGCCUGAUGCUUUAGGUCAGGGCUUGGCUGAAAGGUGAUGUUUAUGUUUAGUUUUAACUGAGAUUGGCCUGUGUUUCUCGGGCCCUCCACCUCCCCCAGCUCUGAGUCCAGGCUGGUGAGGUAAUUACUCCAUUGAGUUAAUCUCCGCCCUUUUUUCUAGGUCAUGUUCACCUACUCCCAGUCACCCCUUCAAGGUAUUGGGUGGGGGGUGGAAGGGAAGCCAUGGAGGUGGCCUAGGGCCACUGUCUGUUGUGUGAACUAAAACCGAAGUAGCCCAGUUCCCUCCCACUGCCCAGUCUACACUGCCACCUCUUUUGAGCUGGCACACCAGGCACCUGUAGCCUGGCCUCUGCACCAGGAACUUCACAAGCCCUCAACUCUCCUCCUUCCCCAGCCACUCCUGUCCCUGAGACUGCAUAAACAUGUAAGUGGUAGGUGAUUAUUCCGGAAGGGGAGGGGGCACAGUAAGGGACAAGCACCUGUGCUGUGAAGCCCUACCCAUGCGGGAGCAGCAGAGACCAGGCUUCCACAGGGCAGCCUCUGGUCUCGGGAGCUGCAGGGCCCCUUCACACACCUGCACCCCUCCUUCCCGUGUCUUGCAGGACUUGAGGGGUGCGCCAUCAGGGACUGGUGGCUGGUGCCCUAAAGAGCCACAGUUGGACAGGAAGCUCUUGGGAUCUCCUUAGUUUCCUCUGCUAACUCUAGCUUCUCAUUUUCUGCUGCUUGGGCUGGAGGACGUUUCUCAGUCAUUCUGAGUUAUCAUUGCCACCAAGAGCAGAACUGGGCCCUGGGCUUCAGCUUCCAGUUGGGGGGUGGGGUCAGCAUUCAGAUCAAAUGGGCACUUAGAGGGGGCCCACGACGGGGACCCAUGCAUUGGGGCAUGCUGACCUUAACUGGAAUGUCCCACCCCUCCCAUUCAUCUAGCAUGUUAAGCUCUGGAAAGUUCUUUCACAAGUCAUUGUGUGAGCUGCACCACAGCUCUCUUGAGUUGAGGGAGUGGCAAGCAUUAAUUAGCCUUGGCCAAAAUGGAUAAGCAGGUCCAUGGGGUGUCGGACAUGCUGCAUGCCCCACAGCAAAAUAGUGGGGCGCCCAGAACCUCUCCCUGUCUGGUGUUCUUUUUACAUCCACGAGAGUGUAGACACCACGUUUGGAAAUGAACAGCCCUUGAUUGUAAGUGUAAGGCUAUUCUGGAUUUGUGACACUGAUGCUUCCACAGAGGGAAGUGGUCCAAGGUUAGGAGGCGUGGUUUGUGAAUUUGCCCUGAAUUCUUGGCUGUGUUGCAUAUUGGAUAUUACAGUGCAUUUAUUCCUACAUUCUGUCAAGCCCUUCCUGUCGUGACGUUUUGAAGAGGAAUGCUAAAUGUUGAGUACUGUUUCCUGGGUUUUCCUACACCCCACUGCCACCUUGGUCUUCCUGCUUAAGGCAGGAAGCAGACUGCAGGUAAGAUGAAUGCAUCUGUCUUCACCAGGGUGGAUGGAGGGUGACAUCCUAAGGGCAGCACUCUGGCCAGGGAGGAGCUACAAGGGAUGCCUUCCCUUGUCCCUGUGCCUUGGCUCCUGGUUUUGGUGGGGGUUGCUGGGGCUGGAGGGAUGCCCUGUGCCCUAGGCCACAGCUCUUCCAGCCUCAGUCCUGAACUCCAAAACCAGCCAGCUGCAGCAUUUGUAGUCAAAGGUCUUGUCCAUCUGUGCACUCCCCAGUCUCCUGUGAGGAGAACCACACGGCUUGGGGUUAGGAUAUCUGCCAAAGGAAGUGUCAGCUCAGCCAAUGGCUGCUUUUCCAAGAGAAGAAAGUUCCAGGGACUUGGGUGGGUUGCUGGGGACCAGGCUCCCUCUCUCCACAGUCCUCAUGUGCGUGGUGUACCAUGGGCCCAGCUUGCUGGGGACAGUCACAGGGAUCAGUCCCAGGCGCUGCUGACCACAGACCUUGGAUGGAGGAGUUGCCUUCACUCCUGUUGCUUGGCAGGUUCAAGCUGCUCAUUUGUGCUUAGGUGAAAGGAAGACUGAGCGUGUAUGCCGGACCCGAGUCACAUCACUGACUGCUGGUGAUCACACCAGAGAAGGCCUGGUGUGAGGGAAAGGCCAUUCUCUUCCAAGGGCCUGGGCCUCUCCCCGGGCUGGGCCUGCCGUCACUGUCUUAGAAGGGAAGGAUUCUUCUUACCUCCUCCUGGGAGCCAUCUUUCAACUGGCCACCGCCUGCAGACUCCCCCAGGGUCAGAGGUGGCCGCCCGCAGCUCCCUGCCCCGCAGUCCAGCAGCCCGCCUGCGGCCCGCUCCAACAGUGAUGUCACACUUGAGUGUAGUCGAGACAGGGCGUAAGUUAUUGUUUGCAUACAAAAGAAUCAUGUUCCCUGUGUACAUUAAAAAAAAAAUGUCAAAAUUGUAUGGGAAUAAAACUUGUUUGAAAAUUUGGAAUAGUGCUGCUGCCAGCUUAUUUUUCUGGUACUUGUAUUUUCACAUGUUAAAUGAUCUUUAUAUAUGUUGGAUUAACAAAUAUUUUGAGUUUCCUGAGAAAGAAAACAUAUUAAUGGUAUUGAAAUGUGUUAGUAGUCUGGCUGUGUGCCCAAAAUUCUGUUUCGCAGCAAAAGUGGAGAACUGUAUGUAAAGAAAGUAUAACAAUUAUUUCAUUGUAUUUUAGGGGCUUUAACCAGGACAUCCUCUAGUUGGUGUUAGGAAUGUUUGCUUAAUUUCCAGAUUUUUUUUUUAAACACAUCGUGGGUUUUUUGAGGCUCCAACCUUAUUAGUGCAUGGUCAGCCGUCAACUAAGGCUGAGGCAUCUCUGACUGAGGUGUUUUUGUUUGGUUUUGUUUUUUAAAAUCAUGUAUUUGCUACAAAGUAUUGUAAUUGUCUCAAUGGGAAUGGUGUAAAAAACUGAAAAGGCCUUAUGUGAUAUGUAUCAUAGUUAAUAAAUCAAUCUUGUAAAAAACCA